AGUUGCGAAAGCUGGAAAUUUCGGAGCGGGUCGGGAUGGGAAAAUCCGGACCGCUAACGCACACGGAUUCAAGAAUUUAGAAUUCCGGACCGCUGACAAGCUGGACAAAAAAGUAACUAUAAACAUGUUCCCGAUAAUUAAACAACAUUUUAACGACGGGAGCCGACUUCAGUAAUUAAUUGUUUCAGUGGGGUCGGUGAUGUCCUGUAAAGUCAAUAACUACACUCGCAAAACUUAUAAAACGGCAUGUAUGAAGCUCUUAACAUCCUGUAGGUAACAUAUUUUGCAAAACAAACUCGUAUCCUAGAAAUAUUCCAUAACAGUUUUGAGUGAGGUUCGUGGGUGAUAAAUCGAUCAAACAAUUUGUACAAAACCCUACAGCAAGGUGUUAACUUCUCAUUCCGCUUAUCUUCAUCGGAGACUUCAGAGCAAAAGAAGAGUUAUUCGGGUAGUCAUGAGAUAUUUCGCCAUAUUGUGCAUUAUCCUGACCACUGCGGUGAGCUUCACAAUCGCCAAUAAAAAGCGGAGAUGUGAACGUCCUUUAGCGAGAGCCAAAUCUUGUGAGUGUAAGCCCAAAAGCGCUGGCUUGCUGAAAAUGUCUGGCGGAAAAUUGGUCGUGUGUGAUGGCAGUGGAUGGAAGACGCUACAGUUUGCAACACCUCUCGGCUCGAGUUCGGACAAUCCAGGACAUUCCUGUAAACACAUCUUGGACAACGAUAAACAAGCAGCUGACGGUGUUUACUGGAUCACCCUGACAUACAAGAGAGAGGCAUUUCCUGUGUACUGUGACAUGGCAAACGGAGGCUGGACCAUGGUGUUUAAGGCGGUAUCUGGAGGCAAAGGAGUUGCGUAUGAGAAUUACAAGUCGGGUGAAACAUACGCCGAGAACGAAAUGGCCGCUCUUGACGUCACUAACCAGUAUCCCAACGACUACAAGAACAGGAUUGUUUUGAACUGGGGUCAAUUCGGUGCUUCCGAGGCAAGAGUUGUCCUAUAUAAAGGAAUCGAAUCAGUUAAGGAACUGAAAUUCAACGUCAAAGGAUCAAACAACAUGGACUGGUUCAAAUUCGAGAGACUGACUGAAUAUCCCUGGACUGACAUGGCAACCGCGCCACGUAACCUGUUCACUAUCGAGGAAACCGCUUGGAAACGCAGCUUCUUCAUCAACAGUGUAUAUGCUGGCUGCCCUGGCGAUGUUGGCUGGAUGUUGAUCACUGGAUUCCCCUGUGGCUGGGAGAAACACUUUGGUGAACACAGUGUCAUAUACAGUAAGGUGCCCGGUUGCACCAACUGGAAUCAUUACGGCAACGUAGACAAGGCAGAUACCAUGGUUAUUUUCUUGCGUUAAGAAACAGAACCACAGCUCACCUACACACCUGACGAGUGACCGGAGCAAAGGAAGCUGAUGGGGCAGUAGAUUUGAUUUCGCCGGUUGUUAGAUUUGGGAUUUGGUAUUGUUUAUAAACCAAGAUAAGGAAGGGAUAGAGAUCCGCUCUCUUCACUUACGCAUGAUAGUUAUGUUCUGCAGUAAUGAAAUUAAAGUAUUGGGGAAAAUCUGGUGAA
Messenger RNA from Orbicella faveolata, 1563 nucleotides. RefSeq lists its product as uncharacterized. The record is from RefSeq and is a predicted model, not a curated record. Lineage: Eukaryota; Metazoa; Cnidaria; Anthozoa; Scleractinia; Merulinidae. Gene Ontology annotation, molecular function: oligosaccharide binding.